Molecule: messenger RNA, 1584 nt
Organism: Suillus subalutaceus
Lineage: Eukaryota; Fungi; Basidiomycota; Agaricomycetes; Boletales; Suillaceae
Exons: 9
Coding region: 1-1584 (527 amino acids)
Source: RefSeq, a predicted model, not a curated record
AUGGUGAAAUGUAUAAAAUAUCAGGCAAGAGUGUUGACUUGUCCUAUGUCUGACGAAUCUGAUUUGAACCUUUCAAGAUCAUCGGGGCAUUCAGGCUUGUAUCUAGACUCGGCAGAUGAAGACGAUUGUGACCAGCGUGUCGCUCCACCAGCCGAAGGCGCUUCUGUGGAACAUUACCAAGAGUAUAUCAAGUACCUUCAGCUUCAGCAUGGAAAGCUGGAGCAGCGCAAUGUAGCUCUGAAUGAGAGUAACAAUGUACUCAAUGUGCACCAGCUGAAACGCUCUCGCAAGCACCCUCUCAAGGCCCCAUCCUCCAAUACACUAUCUUUGGCAUCCCAGCCAUCAUCCAGUUUGUCUGCUGCAUCGCCUACUACACUGUCUGCUCCUUUGGCUACGUCAGCUACGUCAGCUUCAUAUAAGGCCAGUGACAUUGACAAGCUCAUUCUCAGCUUGGCAAAGACGUACAUGAUAACUACGGAAAUGUUCCUUUCCGACAAAGUCAAUUUUCAGAGCGAUUGUCCUGAUCCUCCAGCUGAUAUCUCUAGUCCAAAUCGCUAUGUGAAGAAAUCAACAGAGAAGGACACACUCGUAACGGAGCUCUACAUGUCCAUUGAUUUUGUGUUACACCGAUGCGAACAAAUGCCUUCUAUAACCAGCCUCACGCAGUUUGGAACCAGAAUGCACCAAGCUCAAUUGUCAUUCAUCAAUGGGCUACAUUCAGUGGCAGGUAGCAUAUUCAACAUGCCAAACGAGUAUUUUAUGUCGAAGUAUGACUACCUCAUCAGAUGGGAAGCAGGCAAGGGGAAGGUGUUCAAUGUUUUCAAGAGAGUGUUCAAAAAUUGGAUGGUGCUUGCAAAGGUUGUUAAGGUUGUGGUCUGCGGCAAAAUGUCAUUGUUUCCAAAGGCACGUGGUGCCCUGCCUCCCUAUGCCAAGAUUUGGCAGCUCACAAGCUGCACUCCAGGCCUAAUUGCCUUUGGUGUCACAUCAAUCAUCUUUAUCCUGUCCCCUGAUCAAGAAUUCUCGGGUGAUGGCACUGGAGCCAUAUCAUCGAUCUUGUAUCACUCUGUCUUCCGAACUGUCAAGAAAUUCUUUGUUGUCAAAUGGGGACGCGAAUGCAUCAAGAAUAUUGUGCAGCAAAUCAAUGAUUAUAUUUUUGACGGCGCUACCAAGACACAGCCAGAUUAUGGCGCAUCAUUGUAUGACGCUGAACCUAGCACCAAAACCGAGACACACCACAAAUCUCCUCCCAUUUCACUUCCCCCUACACCUGCAGUAUCUCAGACUGUCCACAGUACUCCAGCCCCGAUAGUUCACAAUGAUGUUGCAAUAUCUGAACCUUCUGUGUCUGAAUCAAUAUCUAGCCCAACUCCGAAGAGUCUCCCUGUGACCGCGGUACCACAUGCAGCUGCUGCAUCAGUCAACAUUCAAAGUGUUGAAGCAACUCCUGAGGGUGUACUUGCAGCAGCCGACACUGGUACCAGUGCCAAAACGCAAAAGAAGGCAGUCAGGAAGAGGACCAAGGCCGCUGUCGGUGAUGCUGAUGUUCGCCGCUCUUCUUGCAAUACUGGUACCAUUGCAAAAUGA